GUAUUCAUUGAACUUUUUAUAUUUAAGGAAGGGCCUCAACGCAAGGAGUCUGGAAAGCGUGGACGAAAGCCUGGCAGGAAAUCAACUGACAAAGUUGAUGUGAAAGCGAAACUUGAGCGUAGCAGACAAAGUGCAAGAGAAUGUAGAGCCCGAAAAAAGCUACGCUACCAAUAUUUGGAAGAAUUAGUUGCUGAUAGAGAGAAGGCUGUAUUUGCCCUCCGAAAUGAAUUAGAAAAGUAUCAACAGUGGGCCAAAGACAUCGAUCAAGGUCGGGUUCCAGAAGAAAUUGAUGCUCUAUUGGAGGAAUUUGCUCCAGUAAAGAAAGAAAAAUCAAAUUAAUAAUUAUUAAGUAAUGUAAAUGUAUGUUAUUGGUCUAUCUACGUAUACAUAUUCGGUGUAUAGUUGUUGCUGAUACAGUACGUUCAUAUAUUUAUAUAUUUAAUUUUAUAUUGUUCCCAUUUAUGAAAAAUAAAUGCAUUACGUGUUA
This is a messenger RNA of Agrilus planipennis (emerald ash borer), 487 nucleotides long. RefSeq names its product cAMP-responsive element-binding protein-like 2. Lineage: Eukaryota; Metazoa; Arthropoda; Insecta; Coleoptera; Buprestidae. The annotation marks the transcript as partial. The record is from RefSeq and is a predicted model, not a curated record. The transcript has 3 exons. Gene Ontology annotation, biological process: regulation of DNA-templated transcription. Gene Ontology annotation, molecular function: DNA-binding transcription factor activity. Gene Ontology annotation, cellular component: nucleus.